AACACAUCUUUACAUUUCCUCAAACCAACCGAGAUCACAUCACACAACACACAACAGACGACACAAAAACUCCUGAAACUAGCGUCGGUACGCACCGAGAGCUUCUUCUGAAGAUGAGCGUGGAGAUCCUGGACGGGAAGACGGUGCAGAGCUUCGUGGAGGACGAGUGCGCCUUCAACGCCUCCGUCGACGGCCGCUUCGCGGCGCUCGAUGCCAACCACGACGGUCUCCUCUCCUACACCGAGAUGGCCGGGGAGAUCAUGAGCCUCCGGGUUCUCGAGAAGCACUUCGGUGUGGACGAGGCCGGCGCCGUUGGUCCCGACGAGCUCGCGAAGCUCUACCGCGGUCUGUUCGCGCGCUUUGACCGCGACGGAGACGGCGCGGUGGACCGCGACGAGUUCCGGGCAGAGAUGAAGGAGGUCAUGCUCGCCGUGGCCAACGGGCUCGGCUUCAUGCCGGUGCAGAUGGUGGUCGAGGAGGGGAGCUUUCUCAAGGUGGCCGUGGACCGGGAGCUGGCCAGAGCUGCCUGACCGAUUUUGUUUGUACUACUACGUGUGUAUGCGAGUAAGGAUAAUGUUUUUGUUUUAUCUUCAAAACGAGAAGUGAGUACUAAUGCUGAAGCCUCUAUGGCAUUCAGCUAUAUCUACGUGAUUGUGUAUUUCAUAGACGAAUUUGUCCCAUUAAUAAGUUAAUUUGUCGAUUAAUCCCUACUAAUAGGGCCACCGAUAGCCAAUAAAAUAGAUAAAUCAUCCGAUUAA
Molecule: messenger RNA, 758 nt
Organism: Triticum aestivum (bread wheat)
Lineage: Eukaryota; Viridiplantae; Streptophyta; Magnoliopsida; Poales; Poaceae
Exons: 1
Coding region: 114-530 (138 amino acids)
Molecular function (GO): calcium ion binding
Source: RefSeq, a predicted model, not a curated record